Chanos chanos (milkfish) is the source of this 1174-nucleotide messenger RNA. It is a transcript of the gene aip, whose product is annotated as aryl hydrocarbon receptor interacting protein. Bases 34 to 1062 code for a protein of 342 amino acids. The transcript is spliced from 7 exons. Gene Ontology annotation, molecular function: peptidyl-prolyl cis-trans isomerase activity; protein binding. The record is from RefSeq and is a predicted model, not a curated record. Lineage: Eukaryota; Metazoa; Chordata; Actinopteri; Gonorynchiformes; Chanidae.
AGUUAAACUGACUGCUUGAGCCUUCAGACUAGGAUGGAGGAAACAGCAGUCAAGCUUAAUGCGGAGGGUAUUCAGAAAAAAGUGAUCGCUCCUGGACGUGGAGAGCUCUCAACCUUUCCAGAUGGAACAAAGGUGAGGUUUCAUUACCGCACCAGCCUGUGCGAUGGGGCGGUGCUGGACGACUCCCGGACGAUGGGUGGGCGGAGCAAGCCCAUGGAGCUCAUCCUGGGCAAGAAGUUUAAACUGGCCGUAUGGGAGCGCGUGGUCAUCACCAUGAGGGAGGGCGAGGUCGCAGAAUUCACCUGUGACGUCAAGCACACGGCUCUGUACCCGCUGGUCUCCCAGUCUCUGCGGAACAUCAGCGUGGGGAAAGACCCGCUGGAGGGACAGAGGCACUGCUGUGGCAUCGCCCAGAUCCACUCUCACCACUCUCUGGGCCACGCCGACCUGGACCAGCUCCAGGCCAAUCCCCAGCCGCUGGUCUUCACCAUAGAGCUGCUAGAGGUUCUGCCCCCGGGGUCUUUCCAGUUGGAGACCUGGGCCAUGACGGACAAGGAGAAGCUGGAGGCUGUGCCACAGAUCCACGAAGAGGGGAACGCGCUCUAUAAGAGCGGAGAUAUCGCCGCAGCCGCCGAAAAAUACUACAGUGCCAUCGCCUGCCUGAAAAACCUACAGAUGAAGGAGCGUCCCGGUGAUGAGAACUGGAUUAAACUGGACCAGAUGAUCACUCCGCUCCUACUCAACUACUGCCAGUGCAAACUGAUCCAGGGUCAGUACUAUGAGGUUCUGGACCACUGCUCGUCCCUCAUCAACAAGUAUGGAGAUAACGUGAAGGCGUAUUUCAAGCGCGGCAAAGCCCACGCCGCCGUCUGGAACGAGGCGGAGGCCAGGGCGGACUUUGCCAGAGUGAUGGAGCUGGACCCCACGCUGGCGUCCUCCGUGGCCAAGGAGCUGCGAGGCCUGGAGGAGCGUCUCCGCGAGAAACAGAAGGAGGAGAAAGGACGCUACAAGAACCUGUUCGGCUACAGCGGCAAUGCUCCCGCCACGGCAACCACGGGCUGAAUCAAAAGGUCGUUUUUUUUUUUUUCUGCCGUUACUGAGGAGGGAGGCAGUUUUUCAGCUUUGGCUGACUCUGAAUUACACAAACCCCUCUCUGACAUACACACGCUUUUGG